Molecule: messenger RNA, 298 nt
Organism: Symbiodinium sp. CCMP2456
Lineage: Eukaryota; Dinophyceae; Suessiales; Symbiodiniaceae
Source: the annotation of a GenBank genome assembly
GUGGCAGAGAGCCCAACGGUGUUGGAUGACGAUCUCGACGCCCCGCAAGGCAGCGAAGUGCUGGCAUCCCCUUCCGAUGGCCCUCCUGCAAUGCCGUGGAGUCCGCCUGCACCAGCCUCUGCAUCACCUUCCCCACCGGCCGAGCCAACAGCUGAAGCAUCCACUGCCAGGCAAGCUGGACGGCGUCCACGUCACUAUGCGUCGGCAUAUGCGCUGCACAAGGCCUUCAUGCUUAUCGCCUGCAUCGCCAUGGUGCUGCGUGUGUCCUACAUCGUGGCGCGCGUGGUGCUUGUGGUAG